CGGGGGUUGGGCAAGUUUUGGGAAAUUAAGCCAGCGCCGGCGCCCUACAGCGAGCAAUUCGAGGCUUUUCGUACUUAUUAUUUGGCAAGGUCGCAUAUUUGCUGCCUGCCUGCGCCGCGGCGACUAGCAAGCCAUGUCCAGGAUGAACGGCAGCGGCGGCGACGUCGCGCCGCCGCCGCGCUGGUCCGCGAGGGCCUACUUCACCUGCGAUGGAUUCAGCAACGACAUGUUCAACGCGCUAACGGCGUGCCUGCCUCUAGCAUUAUUUUGGAGGCGUCACCUGGGCGCGGACGUCCUCGGCGUGUCCUGCUUCGUCUUUUGCGUCGUCGCGGCGGCGGGCCACGUCUGGCCUCGGGCGCUGGCCGGCUCGACGCAUUUGGUCAAGCUGGCGUUUACUCCUGUGGCCCUGCAAGGUGCCGACACACGCUUGGUGACGGCAGUAGCAGCUACAACAAUCGUACCCUUCCUCUUCCCGGCGCUAGCGAAGGUAGAACCAUUAGGAGGCGGCGCGCGGCAGCUCUGGAUGGCUUUUCGUAUUGUCACGUUAUUCAGGGAAGAUAACAUAAGGUGGCAGACCAUCGCGGUCAUGGGCCUCUGCAAACUUUUAUAUAGGAUGGAGCGCCAAGCGAGGAUGAAGCGGGGGAAAAGAGACGAGUACGCCUUCGCGCACGCCGCGGAACAUCUGGAUUUAUUUCUGUACGUCGUGGUCACGUCCGUAUCCUUCGACAACCGACUGCUCGAGUACGCGCGGGCCGCUGGAUUAACUCUGGUAGCAGCGUGCGCCUCGAUCACACCCUUCGUCGAGCACGGCGACGGCGGAAGGGCGCUGCUAGGAGCGCUGGCAUUGAUGGCCGCGGACUACUCGUUCUUUAGAGCUGUUGGGAAAGUACGAGUUGGUAUUGUGGCUGUGUUAGCUACCAUAGCGUACGUCUUCGAGAAUCGGGGCGGCGGCGCACGUACAAGGCCUCUGCUACGACUGGCUACUGCUAUGGUAGUGGGCCACGCCAUGUUUAUUGCUUUCGGCUCCACUGGUUUGUACGGCUUUUGUGUCGUCGAAAGCAUACUCAUGCUGUGUUCCGGAAGGGACUUCCACACGUCGCAAGGCCGUGUCGUGAUUGACGACUCGGCCUUCAUCGCCCACUCCAUCAUCGUGGCCUACGCGUUACGAGCAAAGCCGUGGCACUUGUUUCUCGCGGCGGCGUGGAGCUUCGCCGACGCGAUGGACCUGCGGUUUUCCGGUCGGAGAGGCGGUGGUGCGUUACAUUUAUCGAUUGUCGCGCUCUACGUUUAUAGAGAUGCGGACGUGCGCGUCGUCUAUGUCCUGUGGAUCCUGACGGCGUUGGCCUUUUGCGGCUACAACGUUUUACUGGGUAUCAUUACGAUACGACGGGGUCCCGGCGGUAAUUUACCAGAAGAGUGCCACGAGGCCUUCUGGACGAAGUUGCGAGGCAAUGCGUUUGCGAUCAACCCCAUCGGGUAUCUGCUGAAACCGUCCUCGCCCGUCCUGUCGUGGGAGCGCAUGUCCUGGGCGAGAAUAGAGGAAGACAUUAAUAGUGUGGACUUUGGUGGGUUCGAGGCCGAUCUGGUCGUCGGCGUCUUGUCGGGCGGCGGCUUCAUUCGCCAUAUUGUGGCAAGACAAUUCCCGAGCGCCGACAAGGGCCUCAUCCGAUCCCAGGUCUGGAGCCGCAUUUCGGCGUCGGAGAACAUUAGAAGUGUAGGGCAGGUCUUCAGCGACAAGGAGCAGUGGCGCGACUCGAAGUGCAAGGAACUCCGAUGGUUCGUUUCUCCCUCUCGCGAGACAUAUAAAAACAUACUGGUGGUGGACGACAGCGUGAGUUCGGGCAAGACGAUGCAGAACGUGCUGCGGUUUGUCCGUUCAGAAUAUCCGGCGGCGACGGUGAAAUGCUUCGUCCUUUAUGCUCCUCCGGCCUCAUCCGGCGGCGCCGCGGCGUUCGUGGACUUCGUCUGCCACCGGGGCCACGUGCCGCUGCUCUGGCCCUGGGGCUGCGAGAUGGACUAGUGGGCUUCUUUUUGGACUAAGUUUGAGAGUGCGGAUU
Messenger RNA from Pelagomonas calceolata, 2057 nucleotides. The record is from the annotation of a GenBank genome assembly. NCBI's taxonomy places the organism in Eukaryota, Pelagophyceae, Pelagomonadales, Pelagomonadaceae.